Haemonchus placei is the source of this 861-nucleotide messenger RNA. Lineage: Eukaryota; Metazoa; Nematoda; Chromadorea; Rhabditida; Trichostrongylidae. The record is from the annotation of a GenBank genome assembly.
AUGCAGUUCGUGCCACUGGCCGACGUACUCUGCGAUGCUAUCGUGAGCCUGAAUCGAGCCGGUCAAGCCACUACAAUCCACGCUGUUCGUCAGCAUAUCAUCCGAAAUUGUGCCUAUGUUGCUCCUCCGUCAAUGGAUAUGGUCAAGCAGACAGUCACCAAUCUGAUAGCCACUGGUCUCGUCUACAAGAUGGGCGAUCACCUGUUCGUCUCCGUACCAGCACAGGUUGAACCAAAAGCAAAGGUGGCAGUGGAGUGCCAGACGGGCAUGUCGAUCAUCGCUCACGAUGAGCCAGAGAAAAAAGACCGCUUUGGCUUCAUCACCCGCAUCUUCUCAAAGAAACACCAACAAGCUAAGGACGCGCACCCACCCUCACUUCCCGUGAAACACGCCGUCGAUUGGAACGAAAAAAUUCUGGCGCCAACUGCGUGCAGAUAUCAGACAACUCAAAGACAGACGCAUCAUGUCACAGAAAGGAUUGAACAUCGUCGUCAUCCGAAAUGCGAGCGAAUUCAAAUCACCUCAUCAUCGGAGUGCCUCGAUUACGGUCCAAUCGACCCUCCUGAAUGCCUGCCUGGAAAGGUUGAAGUUAUCGAAGAUCUGCACAGUCGUCGCAAGCGUCGUAUAAAACGAAAGGAAAUCCGUACAUCUACACCAGUUGAAGCUUCGGACUCAGCUUAUUCUGUUUCGCCAGUUCAGACAGACUCAAAUGAAGAACCAGGCAGCUGGAGUGAGCCUGAUGAAAAUAAGGAGCAUCACACGUACAUGAAUCUUGCCGCAACACACGACUCCACCCAGUUCGAGGAAGUGCCGACAAUUAUCUGUCCCUCAGGACGCCAACAAUACUUUCCAAAUCUAUAA